AUGAGGAGCACCCUGCUGUUCACAGCCAUCCUGGCCCUCAGCCUGGCUCAGAGCUUUGGGGCUGUCUGUGAGGAGUCACAGGAGCAGGUGGUGACCAGUGGGGGCCACAGCAAGAAGGACUCGAAUCUCUACCAGCUGCCCCCAUCGUCCUUGCUCCAGAAACUCUACAACGGCCGCUCAGUCUCUCUGGAGGAAUUGCUCAAAGUGCUGAGCAAGGCUAGCCUCGAUCCUAAAGAAUCGUCACUUCCUCAGAAACGUGACAUGCAUGACUUCUUUGUGGGACUUAUGGGCAAGAGGAACAUCCAGCCAGAUAUUCCUACUGAUGUGAAUGAAAAGAACGUCCCCAGCUUUGGCACUCUCAAGUAUUCCCCUGAUGCAGAAUGA
Molecule: messenger RNA, 384 nt
Organism: Lemur catta (Ring-tailed lemur)
Lineage: Eukaryota; Metazoa; Chordata; Mammalia; Primates; Lemuridae
Gene: TAC3
Product: tachykinin precursor 3
Exons: 5
Coding region: 1-384 (127 amino acids)
Biological process (GO): positive regulation of blood pressure; tachykinin receptor signaling pathway
Source: RefSeq, a predicted model, not a curated record